AUGGAUCGACAAAAUGCCGAACCAAUGAUACUUGCAGCAGUCUUACUAGCACACUACAACUGGCUUGCUUCUUGCAGCGACGGUAACCCUCAUCCGCAAAAGCUAGAAGUGGAAACAUACAACAUGUGCAAGGGCAUAAUGAAUUUAGCUCACGAGAGCGGCCCUUGUCUUGAGAGAUAUAGCGCCAUCCCGGACGUUGUUGUCGAAUUACCUCCUGGUUCAUUGCUUGACCAAAAUUUCAUGGAUCUUGCUUCUGAAGACAUGGAGAUCCUGCUUAGAAGCCUCCAUUAUCGCAAAAUUCAUCAGGAGAGCAAAGACGCCUGUCAGAAAUUUGCUGAUGAAAUAAUGCAAAUAUAUACCCUCAUCGCUUCUGGUUCCAAGGACAAUGCUGGACUCGAGCAGAUGAUUGUCACUGUUCUGCACAGAGUACCUGAUCGCUUCGUUCAGCUACUUGAACUUGGCGAUCCCACAGCAUUGGCUCUCCUUGCUCGGAAUAUCAUGUGUCUGGAUCUUCUUGAUGAUUCUUCAGCGUGGUGGGUGCACGGAGCUGGCGACAGUCGAGUCCCUCCGAAGGCAGUGAAUGGUUUUUGUAGCACCAUUCCAAUCGAAUAUAGGUGGGCGAUGGACUUUCCCCUGAGAGUUAUCGCCAAGGAAGUGAAGAUAAAUCGGGAGAAGGAAAAGAGUUAA
Cadophora gregata is the source of this 687-nucleotide messenger RNA. RefSeq lists its product as uncharacterized. Lineage: Eukaryota; Fungi; Ascomycota; Leotiomycetes; Helotiales; Ploettnerulaceae. The coding region runs from base 1 to 687 and encodes 228 amino acids. The transcript has a single exon. The record is from RefSeq and is a predicted model, not a curated record.